This is a messenger RNA of Myotis lucifugus (little brown bat), 392 nucleotides long. RefSeq names its product ubiquitin-60S ribosomal protein L40-like. The transcript has a single exon. Gene Ontology annotation, cellular component: cytoplasm; nucleus; ribosome. Gene Ontology annotation, biological process: protein ubiquitination; translation; modification-dependent protein catabolic process. Lineage: Eukaryota; Metazoa; Chordata; Mammalia; Chiroptera; Vespertilionidae. Gene Ontology annotation, molecular function: ubiquitin protein ligase binding; protein tag activity; structural constituent of ribosome. The record is from RefSeq and is a predicted model, not a curated record. The coding region runs from base 1 to 387 and encodes 128 amino acids.
AUGCAGAUCUUUGUGAAGACCCUGACUAGCAAGACCAUCACCCUUGAGGUUGAGCUUAGUGACACCAUUGAGAAUGUCAACGCUAAAAUCAAAGACAAGGAUGGCAUCCUGCCUGACCAAUACCAUCUGAUUUUUGUGAGCAAACAGCUAGAGGAUGGCCGUACUCUCUCAGACUACAAUAUUCAGAAAGAGUCCAUCCUGCACUUGGUGCUUCAUCUGAGGGGUGGCAUCAUCGAACCCUCCCUCCACCAGCUCACACAAAAGUACAACUGCAACAAGAUGAUCUGCCACAAGUGUUACACCCACCUGCACCCCCACGCUGUCAACUGCCUCAAGAAGAAGUGCGGCCACACCAACAACCUGCACCCCAAGAAGAAGGUUAAAUAAAGCCC